AACAAUUUUUUAUUGCAUUUUACACCAAGGAUUUGGAUUAACGCGAAAAUUUGCAAUUUGGAGAAAAAGCAUUUGUCGUGUUCACAACUUCAGCAGCCGAAGCAGAAGCUGAAUCGGAAGUCAGGUCCAAGGACGAAGUCACAGGCACUACCAACGCAGAUUUUGAAAAAACGAUAAAACCAUUCGAGUAUCGCGAGUGCUUGAGCAUCGUUGGGGCCUGAAUUAGCCCUCGGCGAACGCGUGUGAGCAGGAGUAACGGAAUAAUAAUUAUUAUAUUCAUGCAAAUAGAGUCGAGACACAAAUUCCAAAAACAAUUGCAAAAUUCCCUUUGGCAAAGAAUUUGGGGCCGAGCUGCUUUUAUGCAAGCGCAGCUAAAUUCAACGAAAUUCCAUUUUGGCAAAAUAAAUUACAAAAAUAAAUUCACCAACAACAACAACAACAACAACAAAACGUUACCAAUACGAAUUGCAACACAACAACAAGUGUUGCCACUCUCAACCACAACUAAAAGGAUACAUCGCAGGGCAUUAUCCUUAUCGCUACUGCAUUAUUCGUUUUCGCGAGCAGCUCUGGCGAACACAAAUCGCGCGCAACUCCAUUAUCUUUUGACCUGAUACUGAUACGGAUACCGAUCGAUUUCACAAAAUGGAUCCGCAACAGCAGUUUUGCCUCAAGUGGAACAGUUACUCGUCGAACCUGGCGAUCACAUUCUCCAGUCUAUUCAAAUCGGAUCUACUGGCCGAUGUCACACUAUCCUGCGAUGGCGCAGUAUUCAAAGCACACAAACUUAUUUUAGCGGCCUGCUCGAAAAAGUUUGCCGAUCUGUUCGAGAACACACCUACAAAUGGCCAGUGCGUCAUCAUACUGGAGGCUACCACGCCGGACAACAUGGCCGCGCUGCUGGAGUUUAUGUACAAAGGCGAGGUGCAUGUAUCUCAAGAGGCUCUCAAUAGUUUCCUUAAGUCAGCCGAGAGUCUACAGGUCAAGGGCCUAUCCACAGAAACCGGUCGUCUGGCCGCCCAGCAGGCUCAUCAACAGCACAUGGGCGACAUGUCGCCAGUGGACUCACCCACCGGCCAGCGCAGCAUCCGCAACAGUCUGAGCGGGGGCGGUGUCGGCAACGGCAAUGGCCUUAAUUUGGCUGCCAGUGGCAUGGCCGCUGUGGCCAAUGCAGCUGCCAGCAGCUUAAGUGCGUUGGCGGCCAGCGCGGGCGCUCUGGAUCGCUGCGGCAGUGCCGGCAGCAGUAUAAUCAGUGGCUCCGCUGGCGGUGGUCCAUUCGGCAAUGUUGCUGGAGCAGGUGGGCCAUUCGGAGGCGUCUCAGGUGCCGGAGGCAAUGGCGUUGGCCAGGGUCUGGGCGGAAACAAUGGUCCCAUUCGUUUGGGCAGCGGCGCUGGCGCCCCUCUGAACUUGGGUGGAUCGACGGGCAGUCUAAAGCAGGAGUGCGAUUCUCUGAUGCAUCCAACCAGCUCGUCCACAAUGGGCUCUAUGACAAACUAUGUGCCGCCCAUGUACCGUCCCAACGAGCCGCGCAGGGACAGACGCCCAUACGCCGAACAGGAGGUGCGUGGCAGUGUCCUGCGCGACGGCUCCAAGUCGUCGGAGUGCCCGAGCCCCAUUAGCAAACCACCGUACCAUCGACCGUCGUCGAGCGCAUCUUCGACAGCGCCCACUGAGGCAGACACAAUGCACUCGGAACGCGCCUCACCACAGUCCAGUCGGUAUGAAAACCACAGUCCCAGCACCACCGCAGGCAAUGGCAAUGCGCCCAGCAGCCUGGACCGCAUUGUAAAAUCGGAGCGGAAUAAUGGCAGCGCCAACGAGGCUAACGAUGAUGAGCACGAACAGAUGGAUGAGUCCACAGAUAAUGGAGCCGAGGACUUGCGUGUCAAGCAGGAGAACUCAAACUAUUCACCGCCACCGCCUCCACACUCAAACAGCUCGUCGGCCACAGCGAACGCACUACUGGACAACAUGAAGAACCCGGAUGGCACACUGACCAUCGCGCCCUCGGAAAUGCUCAACGUGUGGAACGCCACCAAGAUGAACAACAAGAAUAGCGUGAACACCGCGGACGGCAAGAAGCUCAAGUGUCUCUACUGUGACCGUCUCUACGGCUACGAGACUAAUCUGCGCGCCCACAUCAGGCAGCGGCAUCAGGGCAUCCGGGUGCCCUGCCCCUUCUGCGAGCGAACCUUCACACGCAACAACACCGUCCGCCGACACAUCGCGCGGGAGCACAAGCAGGAGAUCGGACUGGCGGCCGGAGCCACUAUUGCGCCGGCGCAUGUGGCCGCCGCCGCGGCGGCAGCAGCGGCCGCCAAUCACUCACCAUAG
Messenger RNA from Scaptodrosophila lebanonensis, 2334 nucleotides. RefSeq names its product zinc finger protein chinmo-like. Gene Ontology annotation, molecular function: protein binding. Lineage: Eukaryota; Metazoa; Arthropoda; Insecta; Diptera; Drosophilidae. The record is from RefSeq and is a predicted model, not a curated record. Gene Ontology annotation, cellular component: nucleus. Gene Ontology annotation, biological process: regulation of transcription by RNA polymerase II. The transcript has 6 exons. The coding region runs from base 646 to 2334 and encodes 562 amino acids.